UGUCAUGUGCUGCAAAACGUUGUACUUGUAGAAAAAGCUAUAGAAACAAGAUGACAGUGUGUGUAUGUUUAAAUUCAACGUGUGUGUUUGUUUAGUUCGCAGUCUAGUCUUUACGUAGUGAACAGUCUGUCAGCCGACUCUCAGUCCGGAAUAGAGGGGAAUAAACCUUUCAUGUCUCAAGAUAACAUCCUAAAUGUCUUACGUCAAUCAAACGAUGGCACCCCUGCUUCUGUUUUAACCACGCCCACGUUUGCGACAUUUCCUGUGACGUCAGUCAAUCCGUCAACUGAGGCUGUGAUAUCCAGCACGAAGCCUUGGCCGGAAACAUCCGAGGGUAUUGCAGUGUUGACGACGAUUGGGGUGACCAUCUUACUAACGAUUCUGUUCUUUGUCUUGUUUUGUGUUUGUACAAGAAAUCGUAAAUACAAGCUGGGAGAUGACGACCAUGGCAAUGAGAGAGGUAAACCAAAGACAAUUUUUGAAAAGAAACGCCCAAACCAGGAGCCAUUCGUCAUAAGUGUAAGUAUACUUAAGAAUGCUAUGAUAGUUUAAUGGUUUGCGCAUAUUGCUAGACUUGAUAUGAGAUAACUCGCGUAUAGUCAUUUCUAGA
Molecule: messenger RNA, 610 nt
Organism: Ostrea edulis (European flat oyster)
Lineage: Eukaryota; Metazoa; Mollusca; Bivalvia; Ostreida; Ostreidae
Exons: 3
Coding region: 172-552 (126 amino acids)
Source: RefSeq, a predicted model, not a curated record